Carlito syrichta (Philippine tarsier) is the source of this 1894-nucleotide messenger RNA. RefSeq names its product anaphase promoting complex subunit 5 (gene ANAPC5). The annotation marks the transcript as partial. Gene Ontology annotation, molecular function: protein binding. The transcript is spliced from 15 exons. Gene Ontology annotation, biological process: positive regulation of mitotic metaphase/anaphase transition; protein K11-linked ubiquitination; anaphase-promoting complex-dependent catabolic process. The record is from RefSeq and is a predicted model, not a curated record. NCBI's taxonomy places the organism in Eukaryota, Metazoa, Chordata, Mammalia, Primates, Tarsiidae. Gene Ontology annotation, cellular component: anaphase-promoting complex.
CAUGGCCAGCGUCCACGAGAGCCUCUACUUCAACCCCAUGAUGACCAACGGGGUAGUGCACGCCAAUGUGUUCGGUAUCAAGGACUGGGUGACGCCGUACAAGAUCGCGGUGCUGGUGCUGCUGAACGAGAUGGGCCGCACGGGCGAGGGCGCCGUCAGCCUCCUGGAGCGGCGGAGGCUCAACCAGCUGCUGCUGCCGCUGCUGCAGGGCCCAGAUAUUACACUGUCAAAACUAUACAAAUUAAUUGAAGACUCUUGUCCUCAGCUGGCGAAUUCAGUACAGAUCAGAAUCAAACUGAUGGCUGAAGGCGAGUUGAAGGAUAUGGAGCAGUUUUUUGAUGACCUUUCAGAUUCCUUUUCGGGAACUGAACCAGAGGUUCACAAAACAAGUGUAGUAGGCUUAUUUCUGCGGCACAUGAUCUUGGCCUACAGUAAGCUUUCUUUCAGCCAAGUGUUUAAGCUGUACACUGCCCUUCAGCAGUACUUUCAAAACGGUGAGAGAAAGACAGUGGAGGAUGCUGAUAUGGAAUUGACCAGUAGAGAAGAAAGUGAAAGAAAAAUGGAAAAAGAAGAACUUGAUGUAUCUGUAAGAGAAGAGGAGGUAUCUUGCAGUGGGCCUCUGUCCCAAAAACAAGCAGAGUUUUUUCUUUCUCAGCAGGCUUCUUUGUUAAAGAAUGAUGAGACCAAAGCCCUCACUCCAGCUUCCUUGCAGAAAGAAUUGAACAACUUACUGAAAUUUAAUCCUGAUUUUGCUGAAGCGCAUUAUCUCAGCUACUUAAACAACCUUCGUGUCCAAGAUGUGUUUAGUUCAACACACAGUCUCCUUCACUAUUUUGACCGCCUGAUUCUUACUGGAGCCGAAAGCAAAAGUAAUGGGGAAGAAGGCUAUGGCCGGAGCUUGAGAUACGCUGCUCUGAACCUCGCCGCCCUGCACUGCCGCUUCGGUCACUAUCAACAGGCAGAGCUCGCCCUGCAGGAGGCAAUUAGGAUUGCCCAGGAAUCCAAUGACCACGUCUGUCUCCAGCAUUGUUUGAGCUGGCUUUAUGUGCUGGGGCAGAAGAGAUCCGAUAGCUAUGUUCUGCUGGAGCAUUCUGUGAAGAAAGCAGUACAUUUUGGGUUACCGUACCUCGCCUCCCUGGGAAUACAGUCCCUUGUUCAACAGAGAGCUUUUGCUGGGAAGACGGCAAACAAGCUGAUGGAUGCCCUGAAGGACUCUGACCUCCUGCACUGGAAACACAGCCUGUCAGAGCUCAUCGACAUCAGUAUCGCACAGAAAACGGCCAUCUGGAGGCUCUACGGCCGCAGUACCAUGGCACUGCAGCAAGCCCAGAUGUUGCUGAGCAUGAACAGCCUGGAGUCGGUGAAUGCGGGAGUGCAGCAGAACAACACGGAGUCGUUUGCCGUCGCGCUCUGCCACCUCGCAGAGCUACACGCGGAGCAGGGUUGUUUCACUGCAGCUUCUGAAGUAUUAAAACACUUGAAGGAACGAUUUCCACCUAAUAGUCAGCAUGCUCAGUUAUGGAUGCUGUGUGAUCAAAAGAUACAGUUUGACAGAGCAAUGAAUGAUGGCAAAUAUCAUCUGGCUGAUUCACUUGUCACAGGAAUCACAGCUCUUAAUAGCAUAGAGGGUGUUUAUAGAAAAGCAGUUGUAUUACAAGCGCAGAACCAAAUGUCAGAAGCACACAAACUUUUACAAAAAUUGUUGAUUUAUUGUCAGAAAAUGAAGAAUACAGAAAUGGUGAUUAGUGUCCUGCUGUCGGUGGCAGAGUUGUACUGGCGGUCGUCCUCCCCUACCAUCGCACUGCCUGUGCUCCUGCAGGCUCUGGCCCUCUCCAAGGAGUACCGGUUACAGUACUUGGCCUCUGAAACAGUGCUGAACUUGGCUUUUGCCCAG